GAUAAUUAGUUUGAUUUGCAUUUGAUUUAUGUUUUGAUUGUGUGUUUCUCUGACCACAAGUGUUGAGACUUAAGACUACUGUUUAGUGUGUAUUGAGAUGUGAAGAGAGAUGUUUGGGACCCAACUCUCACAUACCAUCACAACUGUUGUCAUCAUUUCUUGAUUCACUCUUUCAUUCACUCAAUUGUAUUCAAUCGGUUCCGCAAACUCUUCGAGUCUUCAUUUGAGUUGACAAUUGAUGUCCACAAAGGACUUGACAAUCGCUACAACUAAUCACUCAUCCAUUUGUUGUCCAAAUCACAUCGGAUCCCAUCCACGAACUGUGUGUUUACCGCGCGAUCUGAUUGUUUGACUUGAUUUGGUCUGCGGUGUGAACUGAUCGGUGCUCUGGAGGCUGAGGAGGAAGAAAGGAUGGGUGAAAACAGUAACUCUUCGACGACCAACUCGUCCAACAACAACGUGUCGAUGCAGUCGACGGCCGACUAUUUGGCGCAACUUCUUAAGGACCGAAAACAGUUGAUAGCGUUUCCCAAUGUCUUCAUUCACAUCGAGCGUCUCCUCGAUGAAGUGGUGUUGAGUAGAGUCAAUAGCAAUUUGUUGAUAACUCGGGUGUUUGUGGUCAUUUGUGAGUUCUGUGAACGUAUUACAAACCCCCGCACUGUACCCAACAAACCGCUGUAUUACUUGUCGGUAUCGGCCCUCCGGUGGUAA
Messenger RNA from Medioppia subpectinata, 711 nucleotides. The record is from the annotation of a GenBank genome assembly. NCBI's taxonomy places the organism in Eukaryota, Metazoa, Arthropoda, Arachnida, Sarcoptiformes, Oppiidae.